CACCGCACAAGGCACACCGGGUCGCCCGUGCCCUAAACCCAGCGACUCUUUCUCCCGUGCGACGACUGCGGCGUUUCCUCGGCGAUCGGCUGUCUUCCUCCCCAUCGGCGAACUGCGGACGCAACGGCGGUGUCGUCCUCCGCUGAGUUCCUGUCGCUGCGGCGUUUUCCUCUCCAUCGGCGAAACAGCGUCUCCGCCCCCCCGUUUUGAGGAGCCAAAAGGUUUCAAGAAGAUGCCAUGGACAAGUGCAUUGGAGUGCCCUGAAUGCCCACCUUUGAGAGCCUUGACGACUGACGUGCUCGGUCUUGUAAAAGUUGUCGAAGCUCAUGGAAAGACUGGAAUUCCAAAGGUGGUAGAAACAUGGGGGCAGCCAAAUGCUUCAUCUUGUGUCCUUGCUGCUUCUUAUUCUGAUCACAAAUCUGAUCUGCUUUUGGCUGUUGCUCGCAAGAAUGGUUUGGUUCAGUGUCUAAAUCCUAUUAAUGGAGAGGCUUUGGGCAUCACUAAGAUCGAUCAACCCUUAUCACUGAAUGGCUCUCUUAAUGAUGAUCAUGUUGUUGGAUUGCAUCUCUUCAAAACUAAAGGAAUCGAUGUUCCAUCAAGGUCAGUUUCAUUACUUACCUGUCUGGAAAAGGGUAAUGCUUGCUUGAGGUCCAUUCCCGUCAGUGAUGCGCCAGAAAACUCAACUACUGCUUCUCAUAUUACAUGGAAUGUAUGCUCUUCUGGUAAAAUAAUAUGUUCUUCAGUGGAUAAAAGUGAGAAUUAUGCCUUAUUUGGAGGGAAGGGCAUUGAAUUGAACAUGUGGGAUCUUGGAAAAUGCAGUAAGAUCUGGAGUGCAAAAUCUCCUCCUUCUAAUAGACUUGGUAUAUUCUCUCCAACUUGGUUUACUGCUGCAACUUUUCUGAGUGAAGAUGACCAUAGAAAAGUUGUGGCUGGCACGAUCAAUCAUCAGGUUCGUCUUUAUGACACUUCAGCACAGAGGAGACCUAUAAUUUCAGUCGACUUUAGAGAAUCUCCAAUUAAAGCAGUUUGUGAAGAUCUAGAUGGCUAUACAGUCUAUAUAGGCAAUGGUUCUGGGGAUCUUGCUUCAUUUGAUAUGAGAACAGGAAAACUGAUGGGAUGCUUUAUUGGUAAGUGCUCUGGAAGCAUCAGAUCUAUAGCGAGACAUCCAGAACUUCCCGUGAUAGCAUCUUGUGGAUUGGACAGCUCUUUGCGUGUGUGGGAUGCAAAGACGAGACAACUUCUAUCUGCGGUUUUCCUCAAGCAACAUCUAACAAAUGUGGUGAUCGAUUCAAAUUUCUCAGACGAAGGUGAAAGCUAAUGAAGGGGAGGGCUCGGAACUGCUUCGUAGUGCAUCUGACAGCAGUAGCAGUGGGCAUGCGGAAUCACUCGCUGCAACUCUUGCAGAACAUCGCCAACAUUUAGUUUGCAUACAGGUCUAGUGAUACCAGGAUAACACUAAUCAUUUACGGGCUAGUCCUCCCUGUAAAAUUUCAGACCUUUAUCCCUUUACUUUUAUGAUAAUCCUUUUACUAAUUCAUGGGCAAUUCUAUUUUUCA
This is a messenger RNA of Musa acuminata AAA Group (dessert banana), 1556 nucleotides long. RefSeq lists its product as uncharacterized. Gene Ontology annotation, biological process: ribosomal large subunit biogenesis. Gene Ontology annotation, molecular function: protein binding. The coding region runs from base 233 to 1318 and encodes 361 amino acids. NCBI's taxonomy places the organism in Eukaryota, Viridiplantae, Streptophyta, Magnoliopsida, Zingiberales, Musaceae. The transcript is spliced from 13 exons. The record is from RefSeq and is a predicted model, not a curated record. Gene Ontology annotation, cellular component: preribosome, large subunit precursor; nucleolus.